UUGAAGCCUGGAUUCUGAUGCUUCGCGCAUAAUAGGUGCCUUAUACAGAAAUUGAAUCGCGAUCCUUGCUGCAAGUACAGCGCCGACUCGAAGAUCUCUGGUUGGGUGUCGGAGAGGUGAUUAUCCGAAUUCCGUGUGCAGAUUAAGAGCCGGCGGCUCUCUUAUCUCCUCGUGGUUACUCAUUGUCAUCCCAUCAUGUCGUCGUUUUCCCAUCGUCAAGGUCAGCCACCAUGUCUGAAAAGGUCUUGAUAGCGCCUUAUGCGCCUCAGCGGUCCAACAGACGCAAGAAAUCGUCGGUCUUCACCCGACUCUUUGCCGGAAUCUCUGUUUGCUUUCUGUUGUUCGUUUCGCAGGCCCUACGGCUUCUUUGGGCCAAGGAGAAAACUACGCAUAUUCCCAUUCACGCAGCAGAGACUUUGCAGAAAUGCAAAACUCUUGAUGUGCCAGCAGGUCCACCGCCAGAUUUCCACUCGCGGACUGUAUCGGAUCGUUUUGUACCCGGCACGAAAGCUACUUUGCUCAAGAACGCGACGAUCUGGACUGGAUGCGUAAAUGGACUUGAAGUUGUCAGAGGAGACAUCUUACUGGACAAGGGUAUCAUCAAAGCAGUCGGAGCCGUUGAUUCUUAUGUACUGGCUCCAUAUAUGACGCAGGACCUUGUCAUCUAUGAUCUUGGCGGGGCAUGGAUUUCUCCAGGAAUCGUCGACCUUCAUUCCCAUAUUGGUGUCGGCAGUUCACCCCAUAUGUCAGGAGCAAGUGAUACAAACUCUCGCCAUGGUAUCAUUCAGCCAUGGCUUCGCAGUCUUGACGGACUUAACACACAUGAUGACUCAUACCGUCUUUCCAUCUCUGGCGGUGUUACCACAGCUCUUGUUCUUCCCGGAUCUGCCAAUGGCAUUGGGGGACAAGGGUUCGUGAUCAAGUUGCGUCCCACAGCUGAACGAUCGCCAUCGUCUAUGCUGUUAGAGCCACCUUUCUCUAUCAAUAAUACUGAUGUAGACCCGUCCUUGCCGCCUCGGUGGCGGCAAAUGAAGCACGCGUGUGGAGAAAACCCCAGUCGGGUAUAUUCUGGCACACGCAUGGACACUAUAUGGGCGCUCCGGAAUGGAUAUGAAAAGGCUCGCCAGAUCAAACAACAACAAGAUGACUACUGUGCGAAAGCGCUUAUUGGUAACUGGCAAGGCUUAGGUGCAUUCCCGGGAGAAUUACAGUGGGAGGCUCUCGUUGAUGUAUUAAGAGGCAGGGUCAAGGUUCAAAAUCACUGUUAUGAAGCCGUCGAUCUGGAUGGGAUCGUCCGUCUCACCAAUGAAUUUAAAUUCUCCCUUGCUGCUUUCCAUCACGCGCAUGAAACAUACCUAGUUCCCGACUUGCUAAAGAAAGCUUAUGGCAAGCCACCUGCGAUCGCUCUUUUUGCCACCAAUGCCAGAUAUAAACGCGAGGCGUAUCGUGGGUCAGAGUUUGCACCACGUAUUUUGGCAGAUAACGGGCUCGAUGUUGUCAUGAAGAGUGAUCACCCAGUCUUGAAUUCACGCUAUCUUCUUCAUGAAGCUCAACAAGCGCAUUACUAUGGGUUGGGAGAUAAUUUAGCGCUAGCAUCCGUGACGUCGACUCCUGCAACUGUCAUGGGACAAGACCAUAGAAUAGGUAUCAUCAAAGAGGGCUAUGAUGCUGAUAUCGUCGUCUGGGAUAGCCACCCUCUUGCUAUUGGCGCUACCCCAAAGCAGGUCUACAUUGAUGGAAUUGCACAAAUCGAAGAACCAUAUUCUAAUCCAAAGCCCUCCCAAUUACAAAGCGUUCCAAAGACCCCCAACUUCGAUAAGGAGACUGCGGAAACGCUCAAACAUGACGGCCUACCUCCUUUGGAGACGAAGCAAACUACUUCAGAAACUGUUGUUUUCGUUAAUGUUUCAGACGUCUAUAUACGAGACCAUCACAGAGUCAAGCACACAUUUUCUGCUCAAAAUUCCAAUGAAGCGGGUGUUUUAGUGGUAGAGGCCGGCAAGACCAUCUGCUCAGGUGUCGAAGCCACUUGUCUGGCUGAAAGCUCCUAUGAUGACGCCGUUGUGGUAGAUCUCGCCGGCGGCUCUGUGGCUCCGGGACUUGUAUCUUUUGGCAGCGCACUGGGUCUGGGCCAUAUUGCCGGUGAAGCAAGCACCAAUGAUGGCCCAGUAAUAGGACCACUGUUAUCUAAGGUUCCAAGCAUUCUAGGUGGAGAUGAUGCAGUCAUUCGGGCCUCGGAUGGGCUACAAUUUGCCGCAAGAGAUAGCUUGCUCGCAUACCGCGGCGGCGUAACCACGGCCAUCGUAGCACCUGUUGCACCCGGGCUGAUAUCCGGGUUGACAGCGGCGUUCUCUACGGGUUCUGCACACAAGUUGCAAAAGGGGGCUGUGGUUCAGGAUGUGACUGCUCUGCAUGUCAUUGUUUCCCUCAGUUCUCCGAUCGGCGUCAGUACUCAGAUCGCUACACUGCGCCGUCUAUUAUUGGGGGGUGGAAGCGGUGAUCUCGGGACUCAGUUCAAUCGCGUCGUGGCUGGCAUAAUCCCGCUCGUUAUUGAUGUCGACAACGCCGACAUCAUGACCUCGUUGAUACGGCUCAAGUCCGAAAUAGAAAGGACUACCGGUAUUCCGUUACGGGUGACGUUCGCAGGUGCCGCGGAAGCUCACCUUCUUGCAGCCGAAAUUGGAAAUGCUGGUAUUGGCGUCGUUGUGGUACCAUCGCGGCCAUUCCCAGCCCGAUGGGAGCUUCGGAGAAUUCUUCCAGGGCCUCCUUUGAGCGAGGAUAGUGUCAUUGGUGUUUUACAAGCACAUAAUGUAACCGUCGGUAUCGGAAGCAGCGGUACAUGGUCUGUGAGGAACAUGCGGUUUGAUGUUGCCUGGGCGGGUUUGGAGGCGCAUGCGGCGUUGUCGAAGUCUGAGGUCUUGGCAUUGGGGUCAGCUAAUGUUGAAACCCUCCUCGGUGUCGAGGAUGAUGCUAGUGAUUUGGUGGCCACGAGGUCGGGUUCCUUGCUUGACUUUGAAGCCAAAGUAGUCGGAAUCAUUUCUUCACGUCGAGGAUUGGUUGAUAUUCUUUAAACAGACGCAAUAGGAUGUUCGAUCUCGAUGAGACAUUGCAUGUGAAUUCACAGGUUCGGCUGUUCUGAUGCUCAACGUCCAUGUAGACCCGGCCAUUCCUGAUUGGAGGGAGGAAGGAUGUUUAUUCUAGUUAGUUUCCUUCUUAGCAGACAUGCUUGUGCUAGUUACGGUACCGAACACUCUUUGGACCAAACUGAUUCAGCAUACUUCCGUAGGGUGCAACCCCUCAGAC
Guyanagaster necrorhizus is the source of this 3303-nucleotide messenger RNA. RefSeq names its product carbohydrate esterase family 9 protein. The record is from RefSeq and is a predicted model, not a curated record. The transcript is spliced from 15 exons. Lineage: Eukaryota; Fungi; Basidiomycota; Agaricomycetes; Agaricales; Physalacriaceae. Gene Ontology annotation, biological process: purine nucleobase catabolic process. Gene Ontology annotation, cellular component: cytoplasm. Gene Ontology annotation, molecular function: allantoinase activity. The coding region runs from base 231 to 3071 and encodes 946 amino acids.